GCCGCCACGUUCAAACACGACGUGAUGACGUUUGAAAUGUUCUUACAAAGACUUUUGAAGCAGAGCGAGAGGAUUCACUCCCAAUUACGUCCGUGCACGUAUUGCAAGCUUUGGCUAGCAAAGGCAAUGGGGUGAAUCUUACCCUCCCACUCUUGUGAUAGGACUGCUCCCGACCCAUCACCCCCUCUGCAGACACCACACUGACUUGCUGUUGGAAGAAGCAGCACUUGUUCAAUUUGACAUUCAAGCUCUCUUUCUGCAGCCAUGGAACACCAGCUCCAGUCUCUACAAACAGAGAUAUUAAAAAUGGAUCACAUCACCUAAAUAUAAAAGCAGCGACUGAAAACUGAAACAGAUCUCCAAAUACUCUUUCUAUUACUUGUGGAAUGUUCUAGGGGCAUUGCACAAGAAAUCCUUAAAAUGCUCAGAAAAAUCUAAAUUUGAAAAUCCACAAUACCAUGACAACUGGACAAAGGAAGAUUGUGCAAUUGGACUGAAAGCUCAAGAUGAGUAGCUACAAAUCGACCUCACUACCCCUGUGACUCACCGCACUACCAGUAAAGGGUGCCAUGUCAAAGGACACAUUUCCAUUCACUUCUACCUCACUGCGCUCUCUGAGACUGGAGCAGGAGUUUCAGGAGUGGGAGGACGCUCGACGAGCGUUGGCUCAUAGGAGAGCCAUGACCAGGGCCCCGCUGCCCCGGGCCCCCAGACCUCCUCCCAGGCAGCAGCAGCAGCUCCAGGAGGUCCGGGCCCCUCCACCUCAGGUCCGGUGCAGAGACACGGCCGUCCACAACACCUUCAUGUGUGGGGACAUGAAAGGAGUGUAUGCAGUGCUGAAGGACCCUGCGAUGGUCAACGCCCUGAUGGAGACGGUGCAUGAGGAGAUGGUGUGGGCUCCAGAGAUGGGCAUGUGGACGCUGAGCUCCAAGGUAAAGCAAACUUCAGCAUUACGUCUGGCGGCCAGCAGAGGACACACAGGAUGUGUGGAGGAGCUGCUGUUUCGAGGAGCUGAGGUGAACGCUGACCCCGGAGGAAACACGGCCCUCCAUGAUGCCUGCAUAGGCGGCCAUGCUGUCUGUGUCCAGCUGCUGCUUUCUCACGGAGCAGAUCCUGAACUGCUGGCUGCAGACGGCAGCGCUCCUCUUCACUUCUGCACCUCUGUCCAGUCAUUCCAGUGUGCUGAGCUGCUGUUAGAGGGAGGUGCAGAGGUCAGUGUGAGGAUGAGGGAGUCAAGGCUCACACCUCUGCACAUGGCCGCUCGGCGAGGCCUGGAGGAGCACGUGGAGCUCUUCCUCAGCCACGGGGCCGAUGUGUUAGCCACAAAUCGAGAGGGGGAGACCCCUCUGAACGCUGCGUGCUCCGGUGCCGAGAGGCCCUCUGAGGCCGGCCGCUAUUUACGCGUGAUCCAAAAGCUGCUGGGUGCAGGAGCUGACCCCAGAACUGCAGGCAGGAAGCAGCACACCCCCCUGCACAACGCCUGUGCAAACUGCUGCCCCCGGAUUGUAGACGUCCUCCUGCAGCAUGGAGCCAAGGCAGAUGUUGCCAACUGUGCAGGAUACACACCAAUGGACUGUCUGUUACAGGUGGUUGAAGAUUAUCCGGACCAGCAACCAGAAGCAAUAGCACGGUCACUUCUGAACCAUGGAGCUAAGCCUGUUUCACCAAAGAUGUUGAAGCGGUGUGUCCUCUCUCCGGCCACUCUGGAGGUGAUGCUGAACUCGUAUACAUCCAUCCCUCCCUGUGAGUGGAUGGACUCUCUGUCCAGUGAGAUAUAUGAGGAGCAGAGGUCUUUCUUGGACUUGGUCUGUCAGCGGAGCGGUCAGCCUCGCUCUCUGCAGCAUCUCUGUCGCUGUGCUUUACGCCUGCACCUCGGAGCCCGAUGUUACUCAGCAGUCAGUGAAUUGGACAUUCCCAGCUCUGUGAGGGAUUACCUGCUGCUGUGUAACGACGGGACGCUCCAGUGACUUCAUAUACAUUUUAACAGUAUGGUGCCUCUUUGAAAAUAACCUGUUUCUGUUACUAACAACUAACUUUGUCAACAUGAAAAACUUUGAAUGGGACUCUGUUAUUCGGUCAUGUGUAAGUAAAAUCAUUAAGACGACAUAAAAAUAAACUUUACCUCCUGUUGGAUUA
Molecule: messenger RNA, 2136 nt
Organism: Siniperca chuatsi (mandarin fish)
Lineage: Eukaryota; Metazoa; Chordata; Actinopteri; Centrarchiformes; Sinipercidae
Gene: asb16
Product: ankyrin repeat and SOCS box containing 16
Exons: 9
Coding region: 570-1967 (465 amino acids)
Biological process (GO): intracellular signal transduction; negative regulation of delayed rectifier potassium channel activity; neuronal action potential
Cellular component (GO): membrane; axon initial segment; synapse
Molecular function (GO): transmembrane transporter binding
Source: RefSeq, a predicted model, not a curated record